CCUUGUAGCCAUUGAGAACCCUGAAUCUAAAUUUCCCUUGUCAACUGAGGAAGUACCAGGUCCCUUUGAAGAUGCUGGUGGUGAUGGAGGCAGGCCGACAGUGGAUGAAGUACAGGAGUUCUGUGGUAGCUGGAAGGCCACCAGUCAUUUCACCCCACCUGGCCCUGCUGUCUGCUUUGACGAGUCCCAGUCUGGAGUGCAACGCCCCUUGCCAUUUCCAACUGAGGCAGAGUGCUUCAAGUUGUUUCUCACAGAGGAGCUGGUGGGAGAGAUAGUUGAGGAGACCAAUCGCUAUGCCUUAGAGCUACAGGAGAAGAGAGAGCCAGGAGUGAGGGGGAAACUCGCUAAAUGGGUGACAACCACAAUUAGUGAAAUGUAUACCUUCCUGGUGACAGUCCUUCUCAUGGGAAUAGUAAAGAAGAACUCCCUAAGAGAAUACUGGAGCACAGAUCCUAUGUUUGCAACUCCCUUCUUUGCCUCCCUCUUUUCCCAAGAUCGCUUCCUAGUUCUUCUGCGAUGCCUGCAUUUUGUCAACAAUGCUACUGCCAUCCUAAGUGACCCGUUAUACAAAAUAAGAAAUGUUCUUAUCAGCCUGACAUCAGCAUUUGGUCGGGUCUUUGUGCCAUACAAGGACCUAUGCAUUGAUGAGUCCCUGAUGUUAUGGAAAGGUAGGCUGGCGUUCCGUCAAUAUAUUCCCUCCAAAAGGCACAGGUUUGGAGUCAAGUUCUUUGUCAUGUGCGACGUGAAGACAGGAUUUGUCCAGGAUAUUAUAGUUUACACAGGGUCCACCACUGACAUCAAACAUUAUGAUGGGCUUGGGGUGUCAGGGUCCGUGGUGAUGACCAUGCUGGCUCCUCAUCUCGGCAAGGGACACACUUUGUACGUGGACAAUUGGUACAGCAGUCCCACACUCUUCCAGCAUCUGCUCUCCAACAGCACAGGGGCAUGUGGCACAGUCAGGUCGAACAGGAAGGGGAUGCCGGCAUUCGGAUGCAGGAAGAUGCAGAGAGGGGAGGUGGAGUUCCAAGAGAACGGUCAACAGCUGGCAGUAAAGUGGCAUGACAAGCGAGACGUCCAUGUCCUCUCCACUGUCCAUACAGCAACCAUGUCGGCCACAGGGAAGGUGGACCACCUGACCGGAGAGAGAAAGAUCAAACCAGAUUGUGUGCUUGAUUAUAACCUCAAAAUGGGGGCCGUGGAUAAGGCAGACAUGAUAAACAGCUUUGUGGAAUGCACACGGAAAACGAACAAGUGGUAUAAGAAGAUAUUUUUCCAUCUGAUCGACACUGCUGUCCUCAACGGCAGCAUAGUUCACCGCCAACUAACAGGUAAAGUAAUUACCUACCAAAAAUACAGAGAGAACCUCAUGAGAGAGCUGCUGGAGGAGCACCACACCCCUCGGCGCCCAUCCACUGGGGGUCGUCCUGCUGUAGACAAUCCCCUACGCCUCACUGCACGACAUUUUCCCUGCAAAGUCCCUCAAACUGCUUCUCAAGGUAGUCGCACACGGAGGCAUUGCAAAGUCUGCCUGUCUGGCGCCAGGAGAAGUAAGCAGAGGAAGAUGACAAAAUACAUGUGUCUAGCUUGUGAUACACCUCUAUGUAUUUCACCAUGCUUUGAGGAGUAUCACAUACUCAAGCAUUAUUGAGCACAUCUGCAGCAAUAGGUGACUGACUGACCUGACAUGUGACUUGACAGGUGACCAGCCAUGAUACUAUGCCUUAGAGAUGGGGGUGGAAAUGCAGUUGUUGUUCAGUCACUGCAUGGAUAUUAAAUAUGGGUUACGCAUAUUCAGUUUUUUGUCCUCUAGUAAAACAAGUUGUUGAAAUAACUACCAGUACUGCAAUAAAAUAGAUGAAUAUUACAUAUUGGCAUGCGUUUUCUUGCUGUGUUUUCAUCCAGUACAACUGUUAAGGAGUGUACGUUAGCAUACAAAAGCUGUCCUCAUUCUUAUGCUCCAAAGAUGUCCAGCUUCAGUUAUGAUAUUGGCAAAUAAUGUUUCUGAAAGUACAGAAUAAAGAGGAAUUAUUCAUUAGAAUACAAUAUAAGGAUAUAGCAAUAAAACAAUACUACAAAGAAGUAACAUAAUAAACACUGCUAUAAAAAAAAUAGUUUAUUGCAUUGACAAAAUCACAGAUUUGAGUUAUAACAGUAAGAAACUAACUUUUGAGCUCCACAAGGGGGCAAGGCAGGGCAGAACAGAGCUAUGCUGAAUAGACCAAAUAAACAAACCAUGGUCAUAUUUUUUAUUUAUUUAACUAGGCAAGUAAUGUAAGAACAAAUUAUUAUUUACAAUGAUGGCCUACACCGGCCAAACUCGGACAACGCUGGGCCAAUUGUGCGCUGCACUAUGGGACUCCCAAUCACAGCCAGGUGUGAUACAGCCUGGAUUUGAACCAGGGUGUCUGUAGUGCCAUAGACCGCUGCGCCACUUGGGAGUCAUAAGGCCAGGGUAGCUUCAAAAUACAACACAAGCUAAUAGUUUUCUGACGCAACUAGCAUUGUUUUACAGAGCUAAUAGAAUAAUGUAGCUAGGUAAGCAUGAUUGACAAUAACACCAUAAAGGUUAUAAAAUGUGUAACGUUACCUCACGUGUCCGCAGUUAUAAGGAAUAUAUUAUGAUCUACAGCUACAGCAGAAACGGCAUACGGAAACUAUUAUUAUAACUAUUAUAACGUAAUAAGGCACUUACUUUGAUGGAAACGCAGCCUGGAUUUGAACCAGGGAGUCUGUAGUGACACCUCUAGUACUGAUGUGCUGUGCCUUUGACCGCUGCACCACUUGAGAGUCAUAAGGCCAUGGUAGCUUCAAAAUGCAACACAAGAUAAUACUUCUCUGACGCAUUUAGCAUUGUUUUACAGAGCUAAUAGAAGAAUGUGGCUACAUAAGCACGAUUGACUAUAACAUCAUAAAGGUUAUAAAAUGAGUAACGUUACCUCACGUUUCCGCGGUGAUAAAGAAUAUACACAAAUAUAUUAUGCUCUAUACAUACAGUACGCUACAAUAGAAAUGUGGAAUAGAAAAUGUGAACACGUGUGCAGAUCCUGUUCUGACGGGAGAUGAGCAAAUGUCUGCAGACGUGAACUGCACAAACAAUUGGGAAGUGCUUGGGGAAUUUUGUCCCUGUCAGAAAUGUCCCAAAAAUGUAAU
Oncorhynchus nerka (sockeye salmon) is the source of this 3150-nucleotide messenger RNA. RefSeq names its product piggyBac transposable element-derived protein 4-like. NCBI's taxonomy places the organism in Eukaryota, Metazoa, Chordata, Actinopteri, Salmoniformes, Salmonidae. Bases 374 to 1648 code for a protein of 424 amino acids. The transcript has 2 exons. The record is from RefSeq and is a predicted model, not a curated record.